Vigna unguiculata (cowpea) is the source of this 759-nucleotide messenger RNA. RefSeq lists its product as uncharacterized. NCBI's taxonomy places the organism in Eukaryota, Viridiplantae, Streptophyta, Magnoliopsida, Fabales, Fabaceae. The record is from RefSeq and is a predicted model, not a curated record.
UACAAGGAUUAGCUACUAAUUAAUUCUCAACUCAAAUUUCUUUGCAGCGUUACAAUCCAUUAAUCUAGGCUUAGUAAACAUAACACCCAACUAAGAUCGAUGGAUUAUAAAUAUCAGAUUGAUAUGAAGAAGAAACUCAGUUUCAAGUUAUUGAAAACAACUCUGCAGUUUGUUGUAUCAGUGUCUGUGUUCUGUUUCUUCGUAUGGUACUCUUCUGGUUUUUUCAUACUCCCUCAGUGUUUCCAUGCUUACUUCUCCACCUGCCUUUUCUCCAUGCUCACUCGCACUCUUCAAAGAAAAUACAUGUUUAUCAUCUGCAAUGCCAUUCUUGCUCUUCUAGCCAUCUCACCUUUUCAUGCAGAACUUCAAGCUUCCGCCACCGCUACUAAGACACAGGUUUCUGCAGAGGCUGUUGAAGACUUUCUUACGAUUGAAGAAGCGAAAACGCAAGAAGAUUAUUCUGAACAAGUAUCUGCAGCUGAACAUGAGACAGAGAUGGUGCCUAUUGCAGAGGAAGAAGGAGGGACGGUGGCAAAAGAUGAUGAAUUAGUAGCUGAUACAAGAAUGGAAACAACCGAAGAUCAAGUAGCAAAUACAGAUGAACUGAAUAGAAAGUUCGAAGAGUUUAUAAGGAAAAUGAAGGAGGAGAUGAGAAUUGAAGCUCAACGACAACCAAUUGAAGUGUAGUACUUGCAUGAAUUUGCAUUGUAACUGUAAUAUUAUCAUUAUGAUGAUGAUGAAGAUGAUGAUUAUGUUGUG